AAGGGUAUUCCAACUAUGGUGGGGAAAUCUAAGAGUGAGUCCAAAGACAAGGAGAAGAAGCAUAAAAAGCACAAGGACAAGGACAAAGAUAAGGACAAGGAUAAAGAUAAAGAACAUAAGAAGCAUAAACAUCGUCACAAGGAUCGAAGUAAAGACAAGGAUAAAGAUAAAAAGAAAGAUAAAAGUGGCCAUCAUGAUUCUGGUGCCGAGCAUUCAAAGAAGCAUCAUGAGAAGAAAAGGAAGCAUGAUGGAGAGGAAGAUAUCAAUGAUCACAAGCACAAGAAAAGCAAGCACAAGAGCUCAAAAAUUGAUGAAAUGGGUGCAAUAAAGGUAGCAGGCUAACAAGCAGCAUGACUGGUGUCCAUUGUUUUUUGUCCUCAGAUUUAGCAGUUGAGAAUUUGAAGGGAACCUUCUACUAACUAUUAUGAAAUUUUUCUGAGUGUACGGGCUAAUGAAAGAUUUCUGAUAACAUGAACUGUCCUGUUGAAGUAGAUUAACGGAGUAGCAACCUGUGCAAACAAACCAUGCAUCACGGAAUAUGAUCCCUUCAUAUGGCACUCGUGACAGAUUGUUUUUCAUGAUGCUGUUAUCCUCCUCGCUUAAUCUAAUCUAAAUCUGAAGGCUUACUAUUAGGCGAACCAGUUGGAGCUAUUGGGUAGAAGGCAGAGGAUGAGAUGACUGCCAUUUAUUAUUUUCCAUUAAGCUUGGGGAUCUGGUUUCUGAUCUUCAAUUUGUAGAUAUUUGUUAGGUUUCUCUUUCAUUUUUGGGGUGGGGGAUUUGUUUCUAGUAUGGGUUCUCUCAUGUACUCCUAUAGGACUCUCUGAUUGUUGCAACAGAUGUUCUUGUUGUACAUACUUCUAGAAAGAAAUCAAAAUGAAGUCAUUGUUUCUGAUGCCAAA
Messenger RNA from Ipomoea triloba (trilobed morning glory), 899 nucleotides. Its product is annotated as mediator of RNA polymerase II transcription subunit 19a-like. Lineage: Eukaryota; Viridiplantae; Streptophyta; Magnoliopsida; Solanales; Convolvulaceae. Bases 16 to 342 code for a protein of 108 amino acids. The transcript is spliced from 4 exons. The record is from RefSeq and is a predicted model, not a curated record.